AUGAAGCAAGCCGGAAGGCGUUUGACGGUGAAUCAGAGGCGGAACCCUGUACUUCAGAGUAUCAAGAACGUGGGCAUUGAGAUUGGAGAUAUUGUUGCGGAUUAUCAAGUGGGAACGCACAAUGGGGUCUUGUUUCUCAGUUUGAAGUAUCAUCGACUCCACCCAGAAUAUAUUCAUCAACGGAUCGAAAAGAUGAAAAACAUGUACAACGUAAGGAUACUCUUGAUCCUGUGUGAUGUGAACGAACAUCAACAAUCCAUCCGGGAUCUAUCAAAGAUAGCCAUAGUCAAUAACCUCACCACGAUUGUGGCAUGGUCAAACGACGAGGUGGCCCAAUACUUAACGACAUUCAAAGCUUACGAACACAAAUCCGAUGACUCCCUCAAGGAAAAAGUUCAUCAAGAAUAUCACGAUCAACUGCAGCAUGUCUUGACUAGCGGAAAGAAAGUCAACAAGACGGACGCGGACAAUCUCGCAUCGCAAUUUGGGUCUUUUGCGGAUAUCGUUAAGCAGCCUUCCAAGCUUCUCUCCAACGUCAAAGGCUUGGGCGCAACCAAAGUCACUUCACUCCUCGAUGCAUUCAACAAGCCAUUCUUGGUGGGAGGUCUCAAGCGGAAAGCUGAGGAUUCGGCACCAGAGAUCAUCACCUCUUCAAAUGUCCGACACUCGAAUGACGAGCGAAUAGAGGAUAUUCACAGCCCGGAUUGGCCUAUGGAUGAUAUGGAUGCCGAGGACGCGCUGAGAGAUACAGAGAUAGAAAGGCAAAGAGGAAGAGCACCGAGUCGUUCGCCGGACAUUGGUCCAGGGGAUGAAUCUGGCGACGACGAAGUUCGGGGGCCGCCGGCAGAUGUGUGGAAAGAUCCGCUGGACGAUGAAGACGACGAAGAUGACGACGAUGAGCUUGGCAGUGGAUCAAGCAGCAAGAGAGCUAGGGUCGAGAAAUAA
Kockovaella imperatae is the source of this 945-nucleotide messenger RNA. RefSeq names its product restriction endonuclease type II-like protein. Gene Ontology annotation, cellular component: nucleus; ERCC4-ERCC1 complex; nucleotide-excision repair factor 1 complex. Gene Ontology annotation, biological process: meiotic mismatch repair; nucleotide-excision repair; UV-damage excision repair. The transcript is spliced from 5 exons. Lineage: Eukaryota; Fungi; Basidiomycota; Tremellomycetes; Tremellales; Cuniculitremaceae. The record is from RefSeq and is a predicted model, not a curated record. Bases 1 to 945 code for a protein of 314 amino acids. Gene Ontology annotation, molecular function: damaged DNA binding; single-stranded DNA binding.